Molecule: messenger RNA, 4526 nt
Organism: Schizosaccharomyces japonicus yFS275
Lineage: Eukaryota; Fungi; Ascomycota; Schizosaccharomycetes; Schizosaccharomycetales; Schizosaccharomycetaceae
Product: NAK protein kinase Ppk30
Exons: 2
Coding region: 1-2607 (868 amino acids)
Molecular function (GO): protein kinase activity; ATP binding; transferase activity
Source: RefSeq, a predicted model, not a curated record
AUGGCUGACGUUUCGAUGCAAGGUCAGCAGAGAAAAGCUGCCCCAGCUGCAAUAAACCCGGGAAGAAAUGAGUUGUUUUCCAGGCUACCUCCGGGAACGAAGAUGAUCGUUGGAAAGGAAGCGGUUACGGUUGAACGGUAUUUGAGUGAAGGUGGUUUUUCUCAUGUGUAUCUUGCGAUUACUUCUAGAAACGAGAAAGUCGUUAUGAAACGGAUCCAUGUUCCUGACAAAAAGGCACUGCAGCUUGUGUAUACAGAAAUUGAAACGAUGAAGCGGUUGCGUGGACAUCCGCACAUUGUGUCGUACAUGGAUUCCAGUGCCGUGUAUUCACAGACCAGUAAUCUGUACGAGGUUUUCCUGCUUAUGGAAUUUUGUGCUGGAGGUGGUCUCAUUGAUUUUAUGAACACACGUUUGCAAAGUCGGCUUACAGAAGCUGAGGUGCUGAAAAUUCUGCAUGAUGUGUGCUCGGGUGUUGCAGCUAUGCAUUAUUUAACACCGCCGUUGAUUCAUCGAGAUCUCAAGAUUGAGAAUGUAUUGCUAGUAAGACCGAACGUGUACAAACUUUGUGACUUUGGCAGUGCCUGUGAACCAAUACGCAUUCCUAGCACUUUAGAGGGCCGGAGACGUCUUGAGAUAAACAUUAACAUGUACACCACUCCCCAAUACCGCUGUCCGGAAAUGCUCGACUUUAAUAGAUGUGCCGGCAUUGACGAGAAAAGUGAUAUAUGGGCUAUUGGAGUUCUUGCAUACAAACUGUGUUAUUAUACAACGCCUUUUGAACAAAUGGGAAACCAAGCUAUUUUAUCAGUCUCAUACUCAUUUCCUUCAUAUCCAGCAUACUCAAAUCGGAUGAAGCGGUUCAUCGCAACUUGUCUUCAGGAACAACCUUCACAUCGCCCAAACAUUUAUCAAACCAUGAACGAGAUCUGCCAGAUGAGUCAUGUACCUAACACUCUAGUUGACAUUUACGGGGGUAUUAACUCUGCCACUUUCAAUCCGCCUCGGCCGAUUCAACUCCCUGAAACCAUUCUUCCCCCAAUUCCAAUACAAAGUGGUCAUCAUACUGGUCACCAAAGUUCCUCUAUUCCAUCUUCAUUUCCGCUUCAGGAUGCUGUGCAGCAGCCAUAUACUACUGGUCAGAGUUUAAGCCGUGUAUCCAGUCAUGCUUCUUUGUCCCGGAAAUCCUCACUAUCGCGCUCUGCUUCGAAAUCUACUAUAGCACAGAGUCCGAUGUACACAAACAAUACUCAAAUUGUACAAGCGCCAGUCGCAUCGAAAGCAGUCCAACUUGAUAUGAGUGACGCCAACGUUUUUGAACGCUACCCGGAUCUUGAAGUCUUAGAAAAAGAUGUGUUUCGCAGAACACACUUGUCUGAUCACAUCAGUUCGAGGGGUGCUCGUAGCGGCGAACCUAUUGGUAUUGCAUCAACUGGCCAUCUCACUGGUACUCUGGCUCACACAGGAGAGUCUCAUUCCCAACCGCCAUUUUAUGCAUACACCGGUACGCCAGUGACAACUCUCAUCAAUCAAAAUACUGCCAAACAAGUUGUCAUGAACACUUCCAAGUCAUAUACAGCAAUGGAGCGUCCCCCACAACAGUCUUCUUCGCAAAAGCCAUUCCACGCACAUUCUCUUCCCGAGCAUCAAUUUGUUGCAGACGUGCACGCAGGUCGUCCCUCAAAGUCUGGCGAAACAAAGACGUCUGCUGGCAGCGUUUCUCUUGUUGACGAGGAUAUCACUCUGCAACGCGACAAGGAUGCCGCUCGUCUAAAACUUUUUAAUGUUCCUGUUAUGAGCGAAGUCGCAAAACCGAAACCGAAUUCAAUGUCUAAUGAGAAAUAUUAUGUUGAUGCUGCUACGGAUACUAAUCUUGAUAGAGUGGUUACAGUUUUUUCCAAAACAAGCCUUGACGAUCCGAAACGUGCUGAAGAAUCAAAAGUUACAAAUCAACCCAUUGAUAAUUUUGAUGCUGUCAUGCCACCCAAGCAACAUAGGGAUUCUAAAGGAAAACUUCUUGAUUUAGACACGUCCAACGACAGUUCUGAUUCUAUCCAAAGUUCAACGAAUGCAAUUUCGAAUGUUGAAUUUUUAAAGGGUUUGCAAUCUCAUCCCCAUCGAAGUUCGUUUCAAAAAAGUCAGCUUUUGAAGCUUUAUUCAAAAUCACAGAAGGAUGAAGACAAAGCAGAUAACGGUAAUCAGAAUUCAGAAAAGUCAUCCUGGCGACGAUCAAAUUCCUCGAAUUCUCGAGGGAAAAAACAGCUUUGGGCUCUACCAGGCUUACAUGGAAAGACUGAUGAAUGGAAGGUUGAAAGCGAAGAGCUACCUGAAGUUAGGCAAACUAUUAACGAGUAUCGCCGCAAGUCUUCUGAACGUCGCCGUCCCUCAGAUUUGUUGGAUCUGAAUUUGGAUAGUGAGGAAGGCGUAAGAAGGGUGAGUUCGCCCUCCUCUAUCAGUACUAGUGGAAGCGGGUUAUCCAUUGAAACAAAAUCUAUUCAACAGCGCAUGCAGGAAUUGUUUCGGAAUGCUAAAGUUCAUAUGAACUCGGCUGUCGAUUCUGUCCAUCCGCCCCCCAAACCACUUAAGUUGCGUAGUAGGCGGGUUGCUUAGAUCCUUUUACUGCAGCUCUUUAGCUGUUAUGAAUGAAUUAUUUUUGUACCUACAAGAGUUUAUGCACGUUAGCGCGGAAGAAGUAUCUUCCUCUUUCCUUUUUACAUUUACAUUUGUGUUUUGUUAAAUGAUGCUCCUACGAAUUUGGGCGAUAACUUCCCUGAAACUUAAAUUAUUAUGGAAUCGUUUUGCUGGAAAAUUAUACAGAUGAAUCAUUAAACUUAAACGUAAAAGAACACGGGGAACCAUCACAGAAAAGGGAAGAGUGAGAGGGAAAAAAAGUGAGAGAGAGCAAGUCCGUGUUUCAUGACUCAUAAAAUGAUAAAAUGAGAAAUGCAAAGACGAGAAGAGAUAUGGAAGAAAAAAAGAAAGAAAAAAAGGGUGUACGUCCUCGUUUCAAACCUUGUGACAAAAAAAUAGAGGUCUGCAAAUGAACAAAUUAACUUAUUCGCGGAAGAAAGCAACGAUAGAACGUUUUCUGCGUAGCGAAGAGGAUGGAGACAUACCACCUUGACCUUUUUGGUUCAGACUUCUCUGUAUAGCCGCUUGGGAAGCAGGCGUUCCUUCAAUUCUCGUCGUCGUGCCCAAACCCAGAGUUUCUACACCGGCAACAAGUUCAUCUUCUUCUGCAGGACUUACAUGGACUGUAGGAAGAACGGCCUUUGCACGACUAGAAGCAGCCUCGUUUGCAGCGCCAAGCUGAGCAAGGGUUAUUGAACCAUCAGGGUUGCUAAAUGUGUGUGAAAGUGUCUUGUUAAUCCCGUCAGCCAACGUCGUAGUACGUUCGAGUUCAUUGCCAAGAGGCUCUCCAUCGUCAAGUGAAAUUCUUGGCAAUUCAGACGAAGGCAUGACGCACGCAAGAGAACCAGUCAAGCUUUCAGCAGAAAAUGCUGCAACCGGGCUUCUGCUAGAAACCUUGUUUCGAUGCGGGUUGCAUGGAUCAAAAGGACCGUCGUGGUGAAUGCUUGCCUGUCCUUCGUAGAGCCCACUCACAUCAAGUCGGUCAAUUUUGUCAAUGCCCAACAGUGUGUUUCUGCGUUGUCUCGGUUUCACAACCUGGGGCUUUCUUCUACGAGAGCUGUUAGACUUUGAAUGAGAAAGUCCCGCAUUACGAGGAGGAAGAGAGGGGGGUGUUUUAGUAGGGAGCUGCAGGCUUAGACCGGUGGCGCUUGUACCGGAUUUGUUGUCACUGAGAUAUUGUUUUUCUGCAUGCCGAAAACGAGCAGAGGCGGUGGAUGAAGAUCUGGAGAUAGAGUUACCCUUAGCCACAGGAGGUUUGUUUUCUUGGCUGGAUCGAACUCUAGCAGAGUUUCCUCUUCUCAAAACUGUGUUGUUGUUUAUAGGAGCACCAGGCGACAUUGAUCGAAACUAUUUAGUUAGUGAGGGAACGAAGGAUAAUGGAAUAUCAAAAAACAAGCUAAUUGACCGAAACAAGAGAUAUGUAAACGAAGCUUCCAAUGUCAAAUAAGAUCAACAGUAUUUUUACAUGUGUCUGAUAGUGUGUCUAGGUGCCUGUCUGUCUUUGUUGUUGAACCAGAAGAGCCUUGAAAAUUCCCAUGUAGUCCGGUUAUCCGUCAAACAACAGCAUUCGUGAACUUUUGUAUCUUCGUUUACAUUCUCAUUAUAUUCUCGUCAUAUCCACAGCCUCAAGACUUACUGUACGAGUACCCAACGCAGCGACCUCAUCGUCUAUAUCUAGCAAGGAGACAGUCUUCUUACUUGAAAUAGAGUUCUCACGCAGAAUCUCGUUCUUGAAUGGGUUAUUUGAGCCCAUUGAUGCAAAAGGUAAAGUUUGGUUUUUGAAGCGACAAACCAGGUAAACAGCGUGGAGUAUAUGGUUGUGGUGGUGAGUGUUUAUUUAGGCUAGCGGCCCAACCUGGCAUUGUCAUUCUUAGGUAGGAAAAGCAGAGCCACGAUGG